Molecule: messenger RNA, 3776 nt
Organism: Xenia sp. Carnegie-2017
Lineage: Eukaryota; Metazoa; Cnidaria; Anthozoa; Malacalcyonacea; Xeniidae
Product: large proline-rich protein BAG6-like
Exons: 24
Coding region: 171-3518 (1115 amino acids)
Cellular component (GO): BAT3 complex
Molecular function (GO): polyubiquitin modification-dependent protein binding; misfolded protein binding
Source: RefSeq, a predicted model, not a curated record
CGUGACCGGCAGCGAUUCUUAUGAAUAUCGCGGAUGUAAAGCAAAAAGAUAAAGCCUGUAAUAAGGCUUCCUUGGAAGAACCACUGGGAAGAACCUCUUUCCAGUUUGAAUAGAAAAACGUCAUUUUUUUUCUAAGUUCUGCUUUUUGAAGACUUUGUUGUCUCAUUGAUAUGAAUAUUGAUAUGGAGGUCACGGUAAAAACCCUUGAUUCGCAAACAAGAACCUUCAAUGUUUCCUUAGAAACCACGGUAAAAGAAUUCAAGACGAAAAUCGCAGAAGAAAUGAAAAUCCCUAUUGAAAAACAAAGAUUGAUAUUUCAAGGCAAAGUUUUGAGUGACGAGAAGCAACUGCAGGACUACAAGGUUAGCGGUUGUGUUGUACACUUGGUUGAAAGACAGCCUCCACGAACACGGUCCAAUGGCCAAAGCACUGAAACAACAACAGGAUCAACAUCCACAACCAGUAUGCCAGGGAAUAUUGCUGGUAUUAUGGGAGCCUUUGCCUUGCCCGUUGAUGUAAUGGGGGUGACACAGCAAAUUGUACAAGGAAUCGUUCAACAGAUUGGAGCAGAAAGUGCUCAAGCAAACAUUAGCACUACGUCCUCGGAUGAUGGAUCGUCAGUCAAUGUUCAUGUUAAUCUUUCAACUGUAAUGUCAAGGAAUGAUUGUCAAUCGAGGAUUGCUCCUGCAAGGGCUCAUCUCAACAAUGUUUCUAGAAUCAUACAACGCCUAGAGAAUGAUGGAUUGCCAUCAAGUAAUUAUAUAAAUGAAACAAAUUCUAACGCAGAAAAUGGAGUGCCAAGCAAUAGUGAAAAUUCUUUGGAAGAUUUGGCUAAUAUAUUGCAACAAGUUGUGCAAUUAAAUGAUGAAAUGAGGCCCCAUCUGAUACGUUACCAAGAACUGCUUCGUUCCCAUACAGACAGACAGCUUCAAGGUGCUGAUGAUCUGUUGCCAGAUUUAACAGCAGAGGUUAUGCACAGUCUUAGUCAUGCUUUUCAUGCAUUGUCUGACAUAACUACAAACUUUCGAGUACCAGAUCCACAGCUGAAUGUAUUACCCGCAAUGUCUCCCGUCCCUUUCUAUGUUGGUAAUGCUAGGAAUACAGCAUCAAGCAGUCAAUCACAGUCCAAUGGACCUGCUAAUAUUCAAACUGGUAUCCCAAUUGGACUGAGCCUUAGACCAGGGAAUAGUGGUUUGGGUAUGCGAAUGUUAAGGACCCCCAGACCUGGUUUUGGCCUUCGACCUGGAUCUAUGUUUAGACCGGGGCCAAUGUUUAGACCAGCAAAUGGAAUGGGGGUUGGAUUUGCCAAUCCUGCGCCAAUGACGUCAUCAACGUCUGCGCCAUUGACGUCAUCAACUCCCGUACCACUGACGUCAUCAACAUCUGUACCGGUGACGUCAUCAACUCCUUUACCUUCAUCAACAACAUCAAGGCCUGUCAGUAAUGCUGCUACCAAUCCACAGGUCAAUUCUCUGAUUGGUGCACCUGUGAACUUGCAAAACCUGCCUAAUUUUGCAAUUCAGAUCAACCCUGCCUCUGGCAACAUAACAAUUGCUCAUAUUGUCACGUCAAUUGUUGAAGAACCAAGCCUACGAGCUACGACUGUCACCACCAACAGUACGCCAUCUCCUCGUACAUCAUCACGUGGUUCACAACCAAUUCCACUUCUCAACACAAUUCCACUUGGUGAUUUUGGGGCAGUUUCUGCUCAAAACGUUCGCUUUUCCUCUCAAACUUCCUCCCAAAACACAGGUUCUGGCCUUGCCUUCGUUACUGACAGCCAACAAAACGUACCAUUAGACGCGACAAAUCAACCAACUACAGAAGGGAUUACGUCAGUAAAUCACACACCAAGUAACACCGCCAAUUCCACGCCUAGCAACAACGUUAAUCCUCCACACAACAACAGCCAUGCAGCUGCUGAUGCUCAAAGGAAUUCUGUACUCAACUUUCUGCCAAAUAAUGUCGAUCAUCGUGAUCCAUUGUUACCCUGCCAGAGUUUUCAUUUUGCCUCUCUUGUCCCCCGAAGUGGACAGGCCGCUCCAGUUGCUUCACAGAGAUCAGAGCAGGCUUCCCAGAACACGAAUCAAAAUACACCACACGCAACAAGCGGUCCAGUUAUAGAUUUUUCUGAUUUAAUCGUUAAUGAUCAACGACGCAACACAGAGCGACAAACUACAGAAAACGCGGGGAAUGACGAAAAUAUGCGAAACCCGUUUGUUCUAAUGCAACAACCAGUUACUGCUGAACCGACUCAUUCUUUUAUGUUCCAUGUGGCCGAAACGCUUGAUGAAAGACAACAAUUUAGAAGUUCAUCGGAAGACGAAGAUGUUACUAAUCGAGCUACUUUAUCUCGUUAUCUUCAACGCUUAUUUGCAACCAUUCCAAUGACACAACUCCUUAUGACAGUAAUGUCUGGAAGUGGUGAUCCAAUCGCGAUGUCAAGAUCUAUGACGAGGGAAUUUUUACGAAACGACAUUCUAGGCUCCGCAGAGCCAACACCUGAAAACCUUCAGAGGGCCACGGAAAAAAUUUUAGACGAAACGAAGGAGAUUUUGGAGUCGUUUUUUGCGUCUUGUAAUGUGAAGGAAAACAUCGAUGCACCUUCAACGUUGUUAUCAUAUCUUCGGCCGAAAAUUCGCAGGUUGCUGGAAUUGGUGAAUUCAACAGAACCGGAUUCUGUGUACACUUCGGAUAUGUCCGCUCUGCUGUCGAGAAUGGCCGCCGAAUUGUUUGUUUUGACAGAAUAUUGUUUAGAAGAUGGACGAACGGGUUUGCAAACAGCAAUGACACGUUAUUUGGUCUCAUCACAAACUCUGUCAAGUUUGCCAGAUCCCAGCAUGCAAGCAAUGAUAAUGCAGACCAUGUGGACUAGCAUGCAAGAUUUUCGUAAUGACAUUAGCGUUAGAGAAACGUCUCUCAUGCCUUUCGUCAUCAGAAAAGAGAAAAGAAAAUCUCAUGCAAAGAAAACUGAUUCUCCAACAAUGGAAAGGAACGCCCGUACGUCCAUGACAAGCUCAUCGUCAAGUUCAACUUCUUUCCAUGAUGCAUCUAACAAACCUCAUUCUUCCGGCCGAACCAAUCAUUCAGCCGAAGCUGAAUGUGUUUCCAUGGAAACUGAUGAAAAUUGGAAAAGAGUGAUUCCUGCAGAAUGGGUACCAGUUAUAUCUGAAGAUAUCAUACGUCAACAACGUGUUCCACAUCAGUCUCCAUUCAGCGAUGCUUAUCUUAAUGGAAUGCCACCUAAACGUAGAAAACUGUAUCAAACCAACGAACCAGCCCCUUAUAAUCAAUGCGUCUCGGCGACUUUGAAACGAUCUAUAACAAAAUCUGGAGUGACUCCUAGGAUUGAUGUCGACAAAGUGAGCAAAGAAGCAAAUAGCUCUCAAAGCUUGGAAAGAGUUUUUGAAGAUGAGGUUAGGAGUGAAGUUAGAAAACGUCUAGCUUCAGACACGGACUAUAACAGCGAGAAAUUUCCUGCUAUACAUAAAUACUUCGGAAAGAAUGAAAAACGCUAGUAUUUUAACAAUAUAGUAUUGAAAAUUGAUAGUUGUAUGUUUUUAGUGCGAAUAAUUCUUUUUCGUACUUUCAUGAUGAAAUUAAUAGAAUUAACUUUGCAAUUACAAUAUAAUUCUAAUAUAUUGUAUUAUCUAUUAAAUAAUAAACCUCACUAUAUAUGUGUAAAGCUUCCACAGUUUGUUGAUUGGAAUAUGUAAAUGAAUUUAACGACUUAUGCGAAUUAUAUAUUUUCUUUCGGGUUUUUCUCGAUAAUGAAA